AGCAAAGCAUGAAUACCGAUAAUCGUUAUCCCGUCACAGCGUCAAUGUUCAUGUUAAGGGAAAUAACACAUCGUCAGGAGCAAGUAAAACGUGGGUACCAACUCCUGAGGCGAAAGGCUGAAGCUCUUCGUAUAAGAGGCAGGCAAGCAGCAGCGGAACUUGCCUCUACCCAAGCGAUUUUGGGCCACACGUUGAGAGAAGCGUACAUAUCGCUAGCUGCUAUUAAAUUCACUAAUGGAGAGACUAACGCUUUGGUUCUAGAAAAUAUUGGACAAGCGCAAAUCCGUGUACAACGUAUAUCAGAAAACAUAUCUGGGGUAGCAACUGUGUCAUUGCAAGCAGUCGAAGACUCGACUGUGGGUGAUGUUUUCCGUUACGCCGGCCUUGGAGCUGGUGGCCACCGCACGGGAGAAGCCAAGAAAGCGUUCAAGGAAGCUAUCCACAUCCUCGUCAAGUUUGCGUCGUUGAGAAAUACCUGUAUUCUGCUGGAUGAGGCACUUAGAACUACGUUCAGAAAGAUAAAUGGUAUUGAGAAAGUAAUUAUGCCAAAAUUACGAAACACCGAAGUCUACAUAUUGAUGGAAAUGGACGAAAGGGAGAGAGAAGAUUUUCAUCGAUUAAAAAUGGUGAAAGCUAAGAAGAUUCAGAAUCAAGCUAUUGCGAAAUUACGUCCAGAACCACGGGGCGGUGACAGCGGAGACUCGAGUGUGUCGAAUGGACCGUCAUCAUCUCGUAUACGAUCGUUGGACUGUCUCACGAGUAUUCUGUACCCGUGCACUGCCCCGAUCGCGAACAGCACCGAAUCUGAAGGAGACGUCAAGCCCACAUGCUACUCUCACCACUGGGACGACGACGAUCUACUGUUUUGA
This is a messenger RNA of Achroia grisella, 869 nucleotides long. Its product is annotated as V-type proton ATPase subunit D-like. The transcript is spliced from 5 exons. The record is from RefSeq and is a predicted model, not a curated record. Lineage: Eukaryota; Metazoa; Arthropoda; Insecta; Lepidoptera; Pyralidae. Bases 9 to 869 code for a protein of 286 amino acids. Gene Ontology annotation, molecular function: proton-transporting ATPase activity, rotational mechanism. Gene Ontology annotation, cellular component: vacuolar membrane; proton-transporting V-type ATPase complex.